AUGAUAGAAGGCUUUGUAACCUUGUAUUUCUGCAGAUGCAAUCGCUCCGGGAAGUUCGUUAGCAAGAGUAAGCAUAGAAUCAGUUGUACCAGGAAGGCAGUUCUGCACUGCUCAUGUUUCGUAAACGCUCGUUUCAACGAUGAUGGAACUGUGGGCGUGAAAGCAUGUUUUGGCCAUGCUGGCCACGAACUGGAGCCGGCCCUUCUACACUUAUCAGAUUCGCAACGGCAGUAUCUCAAGUCAAUGUUGGAAGAGCAUUCGUUGGACUACGUCAUCAGAAAGUGUAGGAAGGAUUUUUCGGCUAAGGACUCGAGGAUGUACUUCAUGACCAAGGAUGACCUUUGGAACAUCGUUAAGAAAUACGGUCUCAGGCCUGGUUAUCGAGAUGCUGAUGAUUUGAAGUCGAUUCAGUUGCGGCAUGCGGAAAAUAAUGAAGACGAUGGCAUACGUCUCCUGGAAAUGCCGAAAGAUCCCAGUGGAAAGGGCUUCACUAUGGUUAUAAUCACACCGCUACAAUUGCAUUGGUUGAAAGCGUAUUCUUCUCGAGGCAUUUCUAUGGAUGACACACAUGGUGCUACAAGGUAUAACCUGAAAUUAGCAACAGUUGUAGUUGCUGACGAACGAGAUAGAGGCCUCCCUGCAGCUUUCCUGCUAUCUUGUACGAUGGGCACGGUAGAUGUUGAAAAACUUUUCAAGGAGAUCAAAAAGUUGAUGCCUGAGUUUAAUCCCAAGCGGAUCGUUACCGAUGAGGCGAUGUGUUUUUAUAGUGGAUUCCGAUCAAUAUUCCCGUUGUCGGCGGCAAAGCUGCAUUAUUGCCGGUGGCACAUCAGUAAAAGUCGAGUAAAAAGCUGGGCAUCCUUCCACGUUGAUGGAGCCGUAAUGGACACCACGAUGCUGAGCGAGCGCUGGCAUUUGCGCUUAAAAAAUGAAGUUCUGCACAGAAACGCAAACCCCCGGAUUGAUUGCUUAGUAGAGCUACUGAUACGUGCUGUCGAAGACCUUGCGGAUUCAAAUGAGAUCAAGGACACGUUUUUGGGACCGUCGACGCCUCGCGCGAGCAUCUUUUCGAACACAGCAGACGACUAUAAGGCAUCGCAUGGCCCAAGCGCAUUACCAGGAAAGAUUUGA
Molecule: messenger RNA, 1128 nt
Organism: Ostertagia ostertagi
Lineage: Eukaryota; Metazoa; Nematoda; Chromadorea; Rhabditida; Trichostrongylidae
Source: the annotation of a GenBank genome assembly